UACGAAGCUGCCUGGAAGAUGGGCAAGUGGGACCUGCCAGCAGCUCAGCUCCCGGACUCGUCCAACUCGUCACCCUACCCGCCCUCCACCUUGCUCAUACUCACAGCCCCACCUGGCAGCAGCAGCACUGCGUCCACCAUGCCUGGUGCUGCUUCUGCCUUCCACGCCGCUCUCUACAGGCGCGCCUCCUGAGCCAGGCAGCAGUGCAUGUGCAACAUCUCAAGGAUGCCUGCCGCACCCUCACAGCACGCAGCCACACACCCACCACUGUGCCGCACCUGCCACCAACAAGCAGCGCUGCCACAGCAUCGGCAGAGGAGGGGACGUGGGGAGUGGAGGGGGUGGCAUUCUGUGGGCGGGUGGAGGAGGCGAAGCUGCUGGCAUUGGAAGGGCAGCAGGACAUGGCCGUGCGCCUGCUGCAGCACCUGCUGCGCCCAGACCUGCCACCGCACGCUUCCCAGGGGUCUGCUUCACCUUCUGCCGCCUCUGCUGCUGUUACCACUGCUGCUGUUACCACUGUUGCUGCUGCAUGUGUACCAGUGUCUGACCGCAUCUACACGCUCGGCUUGGCGGCCAAGUGGCUUGGGGAGACGCGCUCUAUAAGCUCGCGGGUGGUACUGAAUGACUACCUGUGGCGCGCAGUGGACCUCACAACCCACCCGCCCACUGCCUCACACUCCGCCUCGCCCUCUGCUGCUGCUGCUGCUGCCACUGCACCCCCAAGCUAUGCCUCCCUUCCGUUCGCCAAUAACUGGCACCAGCAGAAACAGGAGCGGCAGUGGAAGCAGCAGCAGCAGCAGCAAGGGGGAUAUGGUGGGCAGCAGGGGGGUGAGAGGGAGCAGGGGGGACAGGAGGGGGAGCAAGGCCAGUGGCAGCAGCGGCGGCAGUGGGGAGAGGUGCAUUUUCAAAUGGCGCGCUACGUGGAUGGGCUGUUUGUGGUGCUGCAUACUCGCCUGCACUCGCAGCAGUGGCGUGCGGCACAGGAUCUGACGACCCACAAGCGGAAGGAGUUGGAGGAGAUGACAAAGCGACUAAAGGCUUCUAGACGAGAGGACGAGAGGCGGGUGUACGGGAUGAAGAUGAUGGAGCUACAGAAGCAGCUGAGCAUGGACGACCAGGAGGCCAACGACCUGCAGGGAGAGCAUGACAUGUACCUACGUGCUGCUCUCGAGAACUACAGGAACUGCCUUCUGGCGGCCGACACGUUCAACAUCAAAGGGGUGUUUCGCCUGACAGCGCUCUGGUUCACGCUGCUCAACGAUGCCACGGCUGACGCAGUCAAUGCGGAGAUGCUCACAACCAUCCAGACGGUGCCGUCAUACAAGUUCCUGCCACUCGUCUACCAGAUGGCAUCACGCAUGAGCGAGCGAGACCCCCACGGCUCACCGCCGCUCCACCCUGAGACACCCGACUUCCAGUCAGUGCUGACAACGCUCGUCAAGCGAAUGGCGGACGACCAUCCCCUGCACACAUUGCCUGUGCUCAUGGCGCUGGCCAAUGGCAACAGGGUGCGUAGCAGCCAGCGCGGGCGCAACCUCUUUGUCGUGGAUGAGGACAAGAUCCGGGCGGCAAAGGCUGUCCUGGGCGGCAUGGCUGAGCGGCACAAGCCCAUGCUGGAUGAGAUGCAGCAGCUGAUGGAUCUGUACAUCCGCCUAGCGGAGAUGGAGUCCAGCAAGGAGGAUCUCAUGCGUUCAAAGCAGCUACCGAGAAACUUCCGCAGCGUCAGGGACCUCUUGCGGGUUCCCGUGCUCACAGCCUCGGUGCCUGUGGACCGAACCUGCUGCUAUGCCCCGGGCUCCUUCCCUGCCUUCUGCGGACUCAAGGACAGCAUGCGGGUGAUGCACGGGGUGAACGCACCAAAGGUGGUGGAGUGUGUGGGAUCGGACGGCCGUGUGUACAAGCAGCUCGCCAAGUCGGGCAACGAUGACCUGCGCCAGGACGCUGUGAUGGAGCAGCUGUUCGGGCUGGUGAACUCGCUGCUGCAAGCCCACGAGGGGGCCACCAGGCGCCACCUCGCCAUCCGCACCUACAAGGUGGUACCAUUCACUCCCAGUGCAGGACUGCUCGAGUGGGUGGAUGGCACCCUGCCGCUUGGGGAGUACCUUCUAGGAAGUACUCGCAAGGGGGGGGCGCACGCACGCUACGGGGGCUCUGAUUGGCCAUUCAUGACGUGCCGUGAAGUGGGGUACGUGGUGGGGCUGGGGGACCGGCAUGCGAUGAACAUUCUGCUGGACGAGCGAUCAGCAGAGGUGGUGCACAUCGACCUGGGGAUUGCGUUCGAGCAGGGGCUCAUGCUCAAGACGCCCGAGAAGGUGCCCUUCCGCCUCACGCGGGACAUCAUAGACGGCAUGGGCGUGAGCGGCGUGGAGGGGGUGUUUCGAAGCUGCUGUGAGACGGUGCUGGCGGUGAUGAGGGAGAACAAGGAGGCACUGCUGACAAUCAUCGAGGUGUUCAUCUAUGAUCCUCUUUACAAGUGGGCCCUCUCUCCGCUUAAGGCGCUGCAUCGACAGAAGAUGGAGGAGAGUGAGGAGGCGAUGGAGGAGGAGGGGACGGAGGAGGAGAGCGGGGCAGCGAUGGAGGGCAACGAGGAGGCCACGAGGGCACUGCUGCGAGUCAAGCAAAAGCUCGACGGCUUUGAGGACGGCGAGAUGCGCAGCCUGGCUGGGCAGGUGCAGCAGCUGAUCAAGGACGCACAGGACCCCGACCGCCUUGCCGUCAUGUUUCCAGGAUGGGGAGCUUGGCUGUAG
Closterium sp. Naga37s-1 is the source of this 2747-nucleotide messenger RNA. Lineage: Eukaryota; Viridiplantae; Streptophyta; Zygnematophyceae; Desmidiales; Closteriaceae. The record is from the annotation of a GenBank genome assembly.